Molecule: messenger RNA, 2162 nt
Organism: Triplophysa dalaica
Lineage: Eukaryota; Metazoa; Chordata; Actinopteri; Cypriniformes; Nemacheilidae
Exons: 15
Coding region: 207-1826 (539 amino acids)
Biological process (GO): protein polyubiquitination
Cellular component (GO): nucleus
Molecular function (GO): ubiquitin conjugating enzyme activity
Source: RefSeq, a predicted model, not a curated record
GUUGAACAAAAGAAAACGUUCAUGGAAAUGUAUGAGGAUGCCAAACAGUUUGACCAUUUGAUUGUGACUCCACCCCUGCAACUGCUUGCAAUGGGAACUAUGGGACCCCGAUUGGUGUUUCUCCGAGAGGAUAACCUAGGUCUUUAUUUUAGCAAAGAAAAGGGAGCUCCAAAUAAGAUUGAGGUUUACGACUGUCUGUCUGGAAAAUGGUUACUGAAAAUGUGGAACAUCUGGCACACAUCCUUAAUGAUGUCAGAAAUGACAACACCUUCAAACUUACUAAAACCCCGAAAGAGGCAAUUGUGGUCCUCUUUGAUUCAAGUUCUUCAAUGACAGAAGAAUGUUACGACACUGCCACUCAGAUGAAGCGCAUUGAAGCGGUCAAGCAAAUCUUUGACAGUUUUUCUAACAGAAGCAUGGCAUAUGAUUUACCACAUAUCAUAUGCCUUGUGAAAUUUAAUACGGAUGUGGAAACUAUCCUUGAUUUCACCGAAAAUCUGGAAACCUUCAAGGAGCAAGUGCAUGGUAUUGAAGCAUCAGGCUACACAAGGUUGUAUGAUGCGUUACUCCAUGGCAUCUCAGAACUUGAAAAAGUCAAGCAAAGAUUUCCAGCUUGCAGAUGUCGCAUCUUGUGUUUGACAGAUGGCAAUGAUUACAGAUCUCAUAAUAACCCAAUUUCUGUUACCAAUCAAUUGAUGGACAAGAAGAUCGUGGUUGAUGCUGUUCUUAUUGGCAAGGCAGAUAACACUGUUUUGCAUGGAAUCAGCUAUGUAACAGGUGGUUACUGUUUUAAGCCUGAGACUGCAAAAGCUGCACUUAAGCUUUUGGAGAUGGAAACAGUUUUGUCCAUGGAGAUGAGGGCAGAGAGAACAGAUGUACCAGUCUCUUCUGUAAAAACCAAGGAUCCAGGAAACUGUGCUGAAGAGCCUCUCACUUUCUACGCUAGUGCAGGGUGCACAGAGACAGACUUGACAAGAAUUUUUGUCAAACAUGGCUAUGAUGUUGAACCGCAGAAGAAGCUUCCUCCACAAAUCACCCAUAAAGUGAACAGGACAGAGAGUGUACUUAAAAAGAAGAUAAAGGAAAGCAGAACAGGACACUUCAUGGAGAGACACAGACGAAUUUUAGAAGAACUGAAGAGUCUUCAUUGUGAUCCCCAUCCGUACUGUACUGUGUUUCCCUCUGAAACAGACUUCACAUUCUGGAGGAUUAUCAUGAAAGGACCUCCGGAAACCCCCUAUGAGAAAGGAGUUUUCGAGCUGUACUGUGAGUUUGGUUCUGAUUAUCCAGUGAAAGCACCUCUUGUGCGAUUCUUCACUCCUAUUUAUCACUGCAACAUCAACAAUGUGGGAAGGAUUUGCCACCACAUAUUUGAUCGAAGCUACUCAUCUGAUGUUACUAUAAGAGAGAUCCUGGAUGCUGUGUAUGGACUUCUGAUACUCCCUGAGGCUGAAGAUCCACUGGACAGUGUUUUGGCAGAAGAAUUCCAGACAAACAAACAAGGCUUUGAACAAGCAGCCAAAGCUGAAACAGCGAAAACUGCUGGUCAGUCUGUUGAAUCCAUUGAAAAGAAAUACGUAGGAGAGAGCAGUGCGGCGGUACCUCCUCAUCUGUUAUGUCCACUGUCAAAACAGAUGUUUGUUGAUCCAGUGAAAAACAAAUAUGGGAUUGUGUACGAGCGUAAAGCCAUUGAGGAAUGGCUAAAGACGAAUCAGAUCGAUCCAGUCAUGAGGAAGCCGCUUAGUUCCGGUGAUCUAAAGCAAGACACAAACAUAAAGAGGGCGGUUCAGCAGUUUCGUAGAGCCCAGGUAGAGGAAUCUGAAUAGGAAAAGGCCAGAUUUACGUGUAGAUUUACGAUGGAAAAAGAGUUCAACUCGUUUUGUUUUUGCGGCCCUGAAAGUAAGAGAUUAAUCUGAAAAUUUGAGAUUUAAGAAAUAAUCGGUUAGAAUAAAUUAGAUUAUAAAUAAUUUAUUUUUGUAUCUGUUUUUUUUUGAUAUUACAAAAGAAUGUUCAGUUUCUUUAUCUGAAAGUACUGUUACAACUCCUGAUGAUCCUGUGUUCUUAAACCUUACAUUGUGAAUAAGGUCUACGUUUUCAUUUGUUAGAUUUCAAGGAUGCUGUUUGGUUUAAAAUGUAAUAAAAUUGUUAAUCUCUGGCUACUA